Gracilinanus agilis (Agile Gracile Mouse Opossum) is the source of this 1032-nucleotide messenger RNA. RefSeq names its product DNA-directed RNA polymerase II subunit rpb1-like. The record is from RefSeq and is a predicted model, not a curated record. Bases 149 to 904 code for a protein of 251 amino acids. The transcript has 4 exons. NCBI's taxonomy places the organism in Eukaryota, Metazoa, Chordata, Mammalia, Didelphimorphia, Didelphidae.
UGAGGGGCUGGGACCACGCCGCCGCCUGCUCGCGGAGCUCGGGGCUAAGUGGCUCACCUGAGUGGAACUCGCCCCAGGCAGGCAGUCGAAAACUGGAGCUCGGAGCCCUGCCCCAGCUGGGCCCCUGGCAGGAACCCUCGCCCGAGCCAUGACGGGCUGGCCUCUUCUCUGCGCCCUGCUGCUGCCGCUGGCUUCGAAGUUGGAUGGCGUUGGAGGGAAUAACAUUUUCACAGCUAUUAUGAAGACUUCCAGUACUGACUUCUCCAGUAGAUCCCAACCCGACGCCACCUCCCCCACUGACAUCUCCCACCCCACUUACUCUCCCUCCUCCCCCAGUGUCACCCCCUCCUCCAUAACUUCCCACAGUAGCACCCCCUCCUCUGCUGGCAGCUCCAACAGUAUCAGUACCUCCCACAGUGUCAUCACUCCCACCAACACCCCCACGAAUAUCCCAUCCACGCCCUUCCAUAGUGUCACUCCCUCCCUCAGUGACUCUGUCUCCCAUACCUCCCCUACCAGUUACCCCACCCCCUCCCACAGUGGCUCCCCUUCCUCCACCAGCUCCCACAGCCACUCUACCUCUCACAAUAGCAGGCCCUUCUCUCCAACUCCCCCUGAGGGCUCCUCUCCAAGCUCAAGCAUCUCCUCCGGAGCUCCAACAGCUGCUACCGAUAGGACCCUCUCAACAACGAAGCUGGGGAUCAGUGCCAGUGCAGGAGGGAACCAGCGUAAUCCUGGUGUGGUCAUUGUGGUCUGUCUGUUCGUGUCCAUUCUGGUCCUGGGCUCUGUGGUGGUAGCUGUCAAAUGCUGCCGGAAGGACAUGAGAAGCUUUCAGAAGAUGGACGAGGUGCCCAUGGAAACUGUUCGAGAAGAGGCGCCCUUUGCUAGAUAUCCCCCUCAGUGACCACAGAGGGCAGUGGGAGAUGGAGAGGUGGGUUCUGAGGGGCUUUGGGAACAGCUCCUGCAUACUUGUGUCCUCUCCUUCCUCCCAGAUGGAUACUGAUGUCUGUCAUUGAAUAAAACAAAGAAUGA